Messenger RNA from Drosophila guanche, 1089 nucleotides. It is a transcript of the gene rdgBbeta, whose product is annotated as cytoplasmic phosphatidylinositol transfer protein 1. Gene Ontology annotation, biological process: phospholipid transport. Gene Ontology annotation, cellular component: cytoplasm. The transcript has 7 exons. The record is from RefSeq and is a predicted model, not a curated record. Gene Ontology annotation, molecular function: phosphatidylinositol transfer activity; phosphatidylinositol binding. NCBI's taxonomy places the organism in Eukaryota, Metazoa, Arthropoda, Insecta, Diptera, Drosophilidae. Bases 104 to 934 code for a protein of 276 amino acids.
CUCCACGGUCACCCUGCGGCCUGGCGAGUUGUGUGCGGCGGAUUUUUUUGCGUAACGUUUGGAAUUUUAAUUUCUGUGAAGGCUCGUCUUGAAACGCUGUGACAUGGUGCUGACGAAGGAAUAUCGUGUGUGCAUGCCGCUAACCGUGGAGGAGUACAAAAUUGGCCAGCUGUAUAUGAUAGCACGCCAUAGUCUGGAACAGUCCGAGGAGGGCGAAGGCGUUGAGGUGGUGGAGAACAAACCCUGUAAAGAUGAUGUCCACGGCAAGGGCCAGUACACAGAGAAACACAUCCACUUGUCCAGUCGACUGCCUUACUGGGUGCAAGCCAUCUGCCCGCGCGUUUUCUAUGUGAUAGAGAAAUCCUGGAACUACUAUCCCUACACACUAACAGAGUAUACGUGCUCCUUUAUACCCAAGUUGAAUGUCCUGAUCAAGACCAAAUAUGAGGACAACAAUGGCACCACAGAUAAUUGUCUGGAUCUUAGCGAGGAGGAGCUGAAGCUGCGCUCUGUGGAUCACCUGGACAUUGCUUUUGAUGAGUUCAGCCCCAAGCACUACAAGCCUGAGGAAGAUCCCAAGUUCUUUAAAUCCAUAAAAACAAAUCGCGGUCCACUGGUUGAGGGUUGGCGGGAAACGGACAAGCCCAUCAUGUGCUCCUACAAGGUAGUCCAUGCCAGCUUUGAGGUCUGGGGCCUGCAGACCAAGGUUGAGGACUUUAUACAGCGCGGCAUACGCGACAUACUGCUGCUGGGCCAUCGCCAGGCCUUUGCCUGGCUGGACGAAUGGCACGGCAUGACACUGGAGGAUGUGCGUGACUACGAGCGCCAGAAGCAGGCAGAGACCAACGAGAAGGUGCAGGCAGCUGGCGAUGGCCCAACACCCAAUGCUACUGGCAGCAAUGGGCGUAACACACCCACUCAGGAUAGUAAUUAGGUGAAUGUCCAGAUAUUUCAGCUUUAGUCAAUGUUAUACCAAAAUUUUAGUGUAGACAAAAGGCAGGAGGAGGAGGCAUAAGUGUACCUGCACAAAAGAGACAACUGUUGAACAUAUGUACCUACAAACAUAUGCAAAUACAUAUGUAGAUAUAU